Messenger RNA from Phalaenopsis equestris, 1313 nucleotides. RefSeq names its product ethylene-responsive transcription factor 1. Gene Ontology annotation, biological process: ethylene-activated signaling pathway; regulation of DNA-templated transcription. The record is from RefSeq and is a predicted model, not a curated record. Gene Ontology annotation, molecular function: DNA binding; DNA-binding transcription factor activity. Lineage: Eukaryota; Viridiplantae; Streptophyta; Magnoliopsida; Asparagales; Orchidaceae.
GAAUUUCUCUCCCCAUUCCUAUAUAUGGUGUCCUCCGUCUCAUUUGCCCUCGUCUUCUUCAACAAGAAAAAAAUAAUUAUCUUUCCGAUUUCGUUAUGUGCGGUGGAGCGAUCAUCUCCGAUUUCAUCUCGACGUCGAGCCUGCGGUCAAGCAGAGUGACCGCCAACAAGCUAUGGCCGGAUCGGAGGAGGAAGAGCAAGGGCGGCCGGAGGAUUCGAGCGGCGGUGUUCGACGAUGAUUUCGAGGCCGAUUUUCAGGAGUUUGAGGACGAUCCUGAGGAGGAGGAACUGGAGAAUUUGUUCGAGGUUAAGCCGUUGGUCUUUCGCCCUAAGGCGUCUUCUUUUUCCCGAGGACCUAACGAUAAAUCAUCUAAAAGGAAGAGAAAGAAUCAAUUCCGAGGAAUACGUCAGCGCCCAUGGGGUAAAUGGGCGGCUGAGAUUAGAGAUCCUCGCAAAGGCGAGCGGGUCUGGCUUGGAACAUUUGACACUCCGGAGGAAGCUGCAAAAGCUUACGAUGCUGCAGCUCGUAAGAUUCGCGGUAAGAAAGCCAAGGUAAACUUCCCCGAUGAUGGCCCCAAAAUUCCCCAAACUCACCUCCCUAAAAUGAGUUCAACAAAAACAUGUAAACCAAACUCGUCCCAGGAAUUUUGCUUCAACAACUCUUUUGGUUACUCGAACAACAUGAAUUACAAUGUGUACUCGAGUUCAGGAUUGGAAGCAAAGGAGCAAUUUAAGGUCGACUCAGCGAUCUCUUCGCCUCUCGAACCUAUCAUAAAUUUCCGUUCCGAGCAAGAAAGCAACUCAUUGAAUUGCUCGGGAUUUGGGUGGGAACGUGAAACUAAUUUCCCUGAGAUUACAUCUAUUCCUCCUCCCAUUGUUGAAGAUAUUAAGUCUGAGUUUGUGGAAGAAACUGCUGCACCAAUGAAGAAACUGAAGAACAAUUCUGGUGAAGCUGUUUCUGCGGAUCAGCGGCGGCCGGAAGAGCUCUCAGCUUUUGAGCCAGACAUGAAAUUCAUGCCUUUCAUUGAAGGGAACUCUGAUUUAUCAUUUGAUUCGCUUCUUGGGUCUGAGAUGAGUCAGGAUGGUAUAAGUUUUGGGGACCUUUGGAGCUUUGAAGACAUGCCAAUGUUAGGAGCUGUGUUCUGAAUCUGUCUGAACUGGUUUUGAUGGAUAAUUUCUGUAAAUUAAGAGAUAAAGUGUCAAAUAUUUUUAUUAUCCCUUUCAUUCCAUGUCGUUUUCUUUUUCUUUUUUUAUAUAUUUUUUAGGAUUUGUGUUUAGGAGAUUAUGCAGAACCUGAAAUGCUAAUCUUAUGGA